CGCGCUUCCGAGAAUGCCCUUCCGCUCUCACGCGGUCACGCCUCGAAAACCGCACGGGGGCCCUCGGGGAGGAGCAGAUUGUUUCUGUUGCGAGAGAGCGUCUCCUUCGUCGACCGUCGUGCGAGAGGCCGCGUCGAGCAGAGCGGGACAACACACCACACCACCGGACAACAUCCAUGGCAUCCACCUCCCUCUUCGGCUGCGCCAUCAUCGUUCUUCUCUGACGAGCGCGUGAGAGCUUCCUCUGAUCGACCAAGUGACGGACGAGCGAGUCCGUGCGGGAGCUUCCUCUAAUCAACUAAGCGACUAGUUCGUGGGUUCGGCGGCGGCGAUGGAGGCCUACUCCAAGGACAUGCUGCGCGGCGUCGGCGCUGGAGACGACGGCGAGGAGAAGGUGCAGCGUUCGGCGUCGAGGACGGAGGAGGUGGACCUUAGCCUCGGGCUGUCGCUCGGGGGCCGGUUCGGGGCGGAGAGGAGGAGCGGCGAUGGGCUCGCCGGGUCCUCGUCGGCCGUGUCCAUCCAGGAAGUGGCGCCGGCGCCGCCCGCGCCUGUCAUCAGGACGAACACGGCGCCAACUAUGGUGUACGCGGGGGCGGGGAGCAGCACCGCCACCGCCUUCCUCAGGAACGGCGCUGUGGUCCAGCGCUCGGCGACGACGCCAACUAUGGCGUACGCGGGGGCGGGGAGCAGCACCGCCACCGCCUUCCUCAGGAACGGCGCUGUGGUGCAGCCCUCGGCGACAGUACCGCAGGGCAGUGGCGUCCCUGUGAACGGCGUCGUCGUGGAGCCCUUAGCCUUGCUGCGUGCGACCGUGAGCGCUUUCCUUGGGAGCGCCGGCCAGGUCCGGCCCUCGGCGACCCCGGGGAGUUGUUUCCCUUUGACUUUGAGCAGCAUCAAGGAGGAGCCCGUGGCAAACAUGCCGUCACAAGGCUCGCCGGCCGGCCAAGGUAUCCUCACGAACGGAGGGAUCAGGAAUCAUGGUUCACUCCCUGCUGGCAUAGAGGGUUGGUUGAGGAUGAGGAAGUCCAAAAAUCUGAAAAGGCUCGAGACGAAGAGGAGGAUCCAGGGGUUGAAGCCUUCCAUGAUUCCUGAUGCAUCACAAGGUAGCUUCUUGCCACGGAUGCCGAAAAGGCAAAAUGCAGAUUUGAAAGGAACUCCUGGCGCUGAAGGCCGGAGCCUAUCAGCAGCUGUUAUGUCCUGGCCAGUGGGUACAAACGGCGUCGUGGCAACCGCUUCUUCUUCAGCAUCAGCGGUGGUAGCGGCAGCCCUUGGUUCUGGGGGAGAGCGGCAACAUGCUCCAGACAUGCCCGCGAUGAUGGUGCAGGAGAUGCCAUUGGUGUGGACCAUCGGGCUCCCCAAUGGCAGGAGGGCUGUAGGCUGGCUGUACGAGUACAGCAAAGUUGACGAGGUGAGGAUCAAGUGUGUGUGCCAUGGUAGCUUCUUCAAUCCGGCGCAGUUUGUGGAGCAUGCUGGAGGCGGCCAAGUCGCCAACCCGCUGAGGAGCAUCCUCGUCAAGCCCCCGUAUUGAAUUUAGACCGGCGCGGCCCAUCGCCCAUGCAUGCAUGCAGAUCGCCCAGCUGUUAAGCUUUAUUACCUUCAAACUAGAAACCUCAUCGUGAGACUGCAUCUUAUGUUUUACAGACAUUACAUUACAGUACUUAUUAUAAUAUCCUGAACUGAAGACGUGGUGGGAGAUUUGCUCCUGCAGACAACUAAAUAGCAACAUAAAGACAGAUUGAACAUUGCUUGUUGCUCUGGUCAUUGUUUCCUGUA
Messenger RNA from Hordeum vulgare subsp. vulgare (domesticated barley), 1773 nucleotides. Its product is annotated as ninja-family protein MODD-like. The record is from RefSeq and is a predicted model, not a curated record. Bases 332 to 1528 code for a protein of 398 amino acids. Gene Ontology annotation, biological process: negative regulation of DNA-templated transcription; signal transduction. Gene Ontology annotation, cellular component: nucleus. NCBI's taxonomy places the organism in Eukaryota, Viridiplantae, Streptophyta, Magnoliopsida, Poales, Poaceae. The transcript is spliced from 4 exons.